Messenger RNA from Etheostoma cragini (Arkansas darter), 1846 nucleotides. It is a transcript of the gene akt1s1, whose product is annotated as AKT1 substrate 1 (proline-rich). Gene Ontology annotation, biological process: negative regulation of TOR signaling; negative regulation of protein kinase activity; neurotrophin TRK receptor signaling pathway. NCBI's taxonomy places the organism in Eukaryota, Metazoa, Chordata, Actinopteri, Perciformes, Percidae. Gene Ontology annotation, cellular component: cytoplasm. The record is from RefSeq and is a predicted model, not a curated record. The transcript is spliced from 6 exons. The coding region runs from base 530 to 1597 and encodes 355 amino acids.
UCGUUAUUAAUCCUCGCCAGCUUGCUACUGUGUCGAGUUUAGCUAGGGGAGAGAAACCGUGGGAGAAUGUAGAUUAUGUUUUGACCAGAAAGAAAUAAAGUUUAGGAUUGAUAAACAUCUGGCAACGUGGAAGAAAGAAACUGGAAAGGUAUCACCAGCAACUUGGAAACAUCUCUUCUCUCCCCUGGCUCUCCAGUGUGUCAGGACAGGGCUCAGCGUAUCAUAUCUUAAAGUCACCCAGUGCCUCUCCACCCGAUGGAUCAUUAUUUUACCCUGUAUCUUCACCAGUGCUAAAACUAACACCAGCAGGACAGAGGAAACGCGCAUAAAGAGAAUUUUUCAACAAAUUCAGGUACACCGCAGCUACAAAAGUUACCUGUUAAUAUUGUAUUAAGUUUGGUAACCCCCCCCAAAUUCAACAACGCUUCUUAAAAGUCUAAACCUCAAAACCCAUCAUUCAUCAGCAUUACUCAGUUCUCUCAUCAGGUCAGUCCAUAUUAGAACGCUGUAAACACUACUUUGCACCAUUAUGGCCUCCAUCGCCAAGUCGUCCGACCCUGAGAUCCCAGACAACCACAAAGAGAGCUGGCUGGAGCUACUUUCUGCCGCUGAAAAGUAUUGCCAAACAUCUGGCUGCGACCUGGCCAUCCUAACGGCGUGUAAGAAGUUCCGGUCCUCGGCUGGAGGCGGAGACGGGAUGAGGAAACCGGAGAGCAGCAGUGCCUUUCCAAAGGAGUGUGAUUUCUCCUACAGCGUAUGGGGCCAAGGGUUUCUGGCCGAAUCGGCGCGUCGCUACAUGGAUGACAUCGGCGUGCUGCACUCCAUGACCAUGCUAACAGCCCAAAAGCACACACGCCAGGCGGGGGGAGAGGGAAGAACCAAGCUGGUGGGUGACCUGACCUCUGACCCCACAAACAGGGGAAGCUUUACAGGAGACGGCGGGGUGGGCGGAGUGGGCGGAGUCAGUCCCAAUAGCAGACUGUAUUCCCAAAGCUACCCGUCAAUCUACAGCUCAGGAGCUGUGAUCGGGCAGGGCGGCGGGCCGAACGGCAACGGGGAGAGGGAACGGGAGAAGAGUGCACUGGAGGCCGAGCAGGACAGACAGAGGUCUGGGAUUGAGGACUUGGAAGAAGAGUGUGAGGACGAGGAAGAGGAGGAGGACAUGGAUGAGAGGAGACCCUAUGGGAAUGAAAGUGCUGGUGUGUUCUCCAUGGACGAGGACUCUCUGUCUCGGGACUGCGAGCCGUUCUUUGAGUCCGACGGGGAGGAGGAGAGUACUGAUGGCUCUUUGAGCGAGGACGCUCCUCCGCCGACGCGUGGCAUGGCUAUGGGCCAGGCUGCGUACUCGGCUCGUUACGCCCACUCCCACCCCAUGGCCCUGGCCCGCUCGCUACCCGUAUCUGUGCCCGUGUGGGGCUGCAGAGGGAACCGAGCUCAAGACAGCAACAGUGGAGAGCGGGUGGGCUGCGCUGACCUGGAGCACAUCGCUGCCAGUAUGAAGGCCCUGCUGGUCCCCGGAGCCAAUGAUGGGACGGAAAUGUUUGGGGCCCUGCCUCGGCCCCGUCUCAACACGGGGGACUUCUCCCUCAAGCACUGAGAGAAAGAGAGUGAGUCGAGUGGAGAGUAGGAGAAAGGGAUAGAGGGAGAGAUGAAGGUUGUCAUGAUGAAAGGAGAGCUGGACUGGCUGGCAGAUGUGGCGUGCAGUAUGUGAAACGGUGUCAAAGCUAGUACCGCCAUUUAUUUCUCACUAACGGAAACGAAUGCUUUGAGGAGAAAACAGAAGUUGUUAUGAACACUAACAUUUUCAACAUUAUACCCCCCCCCCCCACCACCACACACACACACA